This is a messenger RNA of Insectozyma verbasci, 1587 nucleotides long. NCBI's taxonomy places the organism in Eukaryota, Fungi, Ascomycota, Pichiomycetes, Serinales, Debaryomycetaceae. The record is from the annotation of a GenBank genome assembly.
AUGAUAAAGAGAGGAGUUAGACUACGACUAAGACGGUAUUACUCAUUAUAUGAAUAUCCAAGAUUGGUUAGAUCACAAGGUGAAAGGUUAAUAGCUGAGGAUACAAAUUUACCCCGGGCAGAUAUCAAAAAGAUAAAUCAGAUACUAAAGAAGAAGGUAACUACCAAAAGAAGUGAUGCAAUAGAAGAAAUAACACAUAGUAAUAAUAUAAUAACUUUGGAAAUUAAUGACUUUUUAAAGAAAUUGAAUGAGGAAGACGGUACAAAUCUACAAUUGAAAGAUAUUUAUAAUUCAAAAUCAGUGAUUAAAUCAUUCCUACCCCAUACAAAUAAUGCUAGAGUAUUUACUGCUACUGUUAGAGAUGUAUCUACUGAUGGAUAUGGUUUAGCAAUAACUUCAAAAAAUUAUAUAAAUCAAGAGAAUUUCACAAUUUUGAAAAUUCCCAAAGUUUGUAAAGGUGAUGUAGUUCAAGUUUUGAUUAAGUUUCAUCAUGAGUUUUAUGCAGAGUGUGAAGUUGUCGAGAUUAUAAAGCUGGGUGGAGGGAGGGAUGACUCAUUAGUUAAAUGUCAACAUUUUAAAACUUGUAGCGGAUGUCAGUUUCAAAUGAUACCGUAUAAAUAUCAACUUCGACACAAGAGUAAAAGUAUAGAGAAAGCAUAUCGAUACUUCUAUCCAGAGUUGGGACUAGAAUAUGUGAAAGUUGUUGAGUCACUAUUACAAUACAAUUAUAGAACUAAACUCACACCACAUUUUUUUGUAAAUAAAGGGAUAAUAAACAAGAUUGGAUUUGAAAGUGUUUAUAAGUAUCUAAGAGGGGUAGAUGUGAUACAUUGUCCAAUUGCAACUGAAGAAGUAAACAAAUUGUACUCAGAAUUACGACCGCAAAUUAUUAACAAGCCGCCAAAACAAGCACAAUUUACCAUAAAACAAUCAUUAGAAAAUGGAAAUCCAACCGCAGUUGAAGGGUUUAAGAACAUUAUAACUGAAAAAGUCAAUGAUUCCAUCUUUCAGUUUUCAUCAUCAUGUUUUUUCCAAACUAAUAAUAGUAUACUAUCACCAUUAUUCAAAUAUUUAGAAUCACAAAUUGAUGAGUGCAAUUUUGAGUUGAAGAAUAUUGUCGAUACAUAUUGUGGAGUAGGUCUAUUUGGUAUUUCGUUAGCCAAAGUAAAGAAGGAUAUUAAAGUUUUUGGUAUUGAAAUAAGUCAAGAACAAAUCCAAUUUGCUGAAAAGAAUGUCAAGUUAAACAAAUUAAACCCAAAACAUGUUCAAUUCAUUUCUGGUGAUGCUUCAAACAUAUUCAAGAAUGAGAAAUUCAACAAGAUGAAAAUAAAAGGUAGUGGUUCAUUAGUGAUUAUUGAUCCAUCUCGUAAAGGGUCAAAUAAAGAGUUUCUACAACAAUUGAUCGAAUUUGAACCUGAUAUGAUUAUAUACGUAAGUUGUAAUGUAUUCACACAAGCAAGAGACCUAGCUAUGUUUAAACAUUUACAAAAACAAGUGAAUUAUAAAAUCAAAGAAUUAAUUGGUUUUGAUUUCUUCCCACAGACUAAACAUAUAGAAACUGUAGCAAUUUUAGAAAAUUGUAAAUAG